Messenger RNA from Aphanomyces invadans, 1849 nucleotides. RefSeq lists its product as hypothetical. NCBI's taxonomy places the organism in Eukaryota, Oomycota, Saprolegniomycetes, Saprolegniales, Verrucalvaceae. Bases 18 to 1748 code for a protein of 576 amino acids. The record is from RefSeq and is a predicted model, not a curated record. The transcript has 6 exons.
GCCGCCCGCAGUGUGUCAUGUUUGGUGGGCUGGCCCGACUUCGCGGAGGAGGGCCUGGCGCGCCAGGCCCGCAUGGAUUUGGUGACUGCUACCACUUGGUUGUGAUGCGUGAACAUAGUCUGCACAUCUUUCAGUGCACGCGACGGCGGUGUCGUUGCUAUCCGAGUAGCAUUCUCCAGGCGUCGACUGGACCUACGAAUCGUAGCCCUCCAUGUACUCUCCAUCAUCCCCUCCCAUCGCCCCACCACCUGGACUUUGAGCCUUGGCAGCAGCUACCACUCGACACGCUGACGAACGUGUGGUUACCCUACCAGACGCAUGGCCAAGCCGUUGCCACACGACGCAGCGACGUGAUCUUGCGGUGGGCAGACACAGAGACGGGCUGGUUGAGCUUCAGCCACAAUCAAGCGCGUGGAGAAUUCCUCGACUACAUCCAGCGACUUUACGGCCACACUCUCGUGAUUGACCACCUGGACUUGGAUGAGCCAUCCAACCUGCCUGCAGACAACACGACAGUUCUUGAUCGAAACUGGUCAUUUUUGACGAACAACGGCGGCGGUGACGAGCCCAAGCCGACGAUGUGUCCACAGCCCCCUCCUGCACCAGUCCCAACAAAGACAGAAGCACAUCUUGAUCCUGCUCCCGGGCUGGUAUUUGGAGACCGGCACUCGAGCGCGUAUGAAGCCACCCUCUUGACCCUAUAUAUGCAAUUGCCAGAGUACAAUGCCCUGCCAAGCCACAAAGUGACCGUGGCCGACGAGGGGCUAGCAGUGGCCUUGCUUGCUCAAGUCAUGCACGGAAUAUCGUUGGCCCUGGAAGGCAAUACGUUCGGGAUGCCGUUGUUGACGAUGGUCGUGGAGGGAGCAAUCUGUUUAGAUCGGAUCGACCUCCAUGCGCUUUGUCUCGUCGGUGUCGCGCUUGCCGAGUGCCGCGGCCAGCGAUUUACAGCCGCCUUGGCCCACAUCGAAACGUCCUAUCGGUUAAGCUGGGAAAGCGGGCACGACGUGGGCUGCUUCAUUGCGAGUGUCGGCCAAUAUGACGUGCACUGUGCCCAAGCGGCGUGGGACUCGGCUUACGCGAGCUUGCGGCGCGCUCAAGUGUACGCCCCAGCCAAAUACAAACCCAUGGUACACUCCAAAGUGCAAGCGCUGCAUAGCCGCAUGCAAGGCAAAGAUGCGCCUCCUUCCGAGGCGAUCCACGGCUGGCGCCGAGUGCUAUCCCCACGGCGAAGCUCUGACGACUUGAUCGCGUCCAGUUUGAAACCUCCCCAUUCGUACUUCACCACAGCCCUCUUGGACGAAGUGCCUGUGGCGGACUUGAUGUUUCCCUCGUCGUCCUCCACGUCUGUGCUCGUCAAAGUGAGCCCCCACCGCCAAUAUCGCAUGGCGUACGAGCCACAGUGGACGGUGCAUGACUUUUUGAGCCACCUUGUGGCACGCCACGAGCAUACUGUCCAGCAAAAGAGCCACCACUUGCCGCAGCCUCCGUCUGCAAGUCACAAUUCGUGCAUAGUUGGGCUGGUUUUUGACGUGCCCUCGCACCACCACUCGGACGACCAAGUGCUCGGGCUGCGGCAACCCUUUGCGGCGGUCUUGGCAGCAAGUCCCAGUUCCAAUCGAUUCCGAGCGAUUCUAGCUGAUCGUCCUGUGAUGCCAGCCGUGGCGAGUGGAGUCACAGUCGCGUGCACGCUUUGCCAGCGCCAGAUCCCCCUCGAGCAAGUCGAGACGCAUUCGCACGAGUGCUAUUAAGUGCAGCAGCUGCAGUUCACGGCUUCGAGUGGGCGACCAGCUUUGGCCACGGCAUAACCACAUGAAAAGAAUCAACUUAUCGUGGGUUUUUCUUGAAUAUG